ACGAGACGUCAGACGACUAACGGUAAACGCAGCGACGGUGAUAAGCCAAAAAAGAAAGAAGGAGAAGAAAGAGAGAACGAAAGAAAGAAAGAAAAAAUAAUAAAACAACCAGAAAAACAGAAGGUCUUCACGAUAAAUAGAGAGACGGAUUGGAAGAUGGAGGGAGAGAUAGGGACGAAGAGAGCAAAGUAGGGUUUUUGAUUCACUCUUUCGAUCUGGUAUUCUGUAAUUGCGAUCUGUUUUUCAGAAACUUAGAUUGGAUCACGUUGAAUGACGUUAUUGAUUGCCGAUCUGGUUUAAAAAUAUAUGCAAAUGUUCCGAUACGGAGAAGAGAAAAUUCGUAAACGAAGUUGAGUUUUUGGAAACAAUAUUGGGUGCCAUGUCGGACGGUGUGUCGGUAAUUCCGACAUUUGUCCUUCGGAACCUUGCGGACAAACUAUAUGAGAAGCGCAAGAAUGCUGCACUGGAGGUCGAAGGGAUUGUGAAGCAACUUGCGGUUGCCGGAGAUCAUGACAAAAUAUCGACCGUUAUCAAAGUAUUGACCACAGAGUUCACUUACUCGCCACAGGCGAACCACCGUAAGGGAGGUUUAAUAGGACUUGCUGCUGCAACAGUUGGUUUGACAACAGAAGCCGCUCAGCAUCUUGAGCAAAUUGUACCACCUGUGCUCAAUUCCUUUUCUGACCAAGAUAGCAGAGUUCGCUAUUAUGCUUGUGAAGCUUUGUAUAACAUUGCAAAGGUUGUAAGAGGUGAUUUCAUUGUGUUCUUUAAUCAAAUCUUUGAUGCACUAUGUAAGCUCUCAGCAGACUCAGAUGCCAAUGUACAAAGUGCUGCACAUCUUUUAGAUCGGCUUGUCAAGGACAUUGUAACUGAAAGUGAUCAAUUCAGCAUUGAAGAAUUUAUACCAUUGCUAAGGGAGCGUAUGAAUGUCUUAAAUCCUUAUGUCCGCCAAUUUUUGGUAGGAUGGAUCACUGUACUUGAUAGUGUUCCAGAUAUUGAUAUGCUUGGCUUUCUUCCAGAUUUUCUUGAUGGAUUAUUCAACAUGUUAAGCGAUUCUAGCCAUGAAAUUCGGCAACAAGCUGAUUCGGCACUUUCUGAAUUUCUUCAAGAGAUCAAGAAUUCUCCAUCUGUAGAUUAUGGUCGCAUGGCUGAAAUAUUGGUACAAAGAGCAGCUUCUCCGGAUGAAUUCACUCGGCUGACAGCUGUCACAUGGAUAAAUGAAUUUGUAAAACUUGGUGGAGACCAGCUUAUUCCUUACUAUGCUGAUAUUUUGGGAGCCAUCUUGCCCUGCAUUUCUGAUAAAGAGGAGAAAAUUAGAGUGGUUGCUCGUGAGACCAACGAUGAGCUUCGUGCAAUCAGGGCUGAUCCGGCCGAGGGAUUUGAUAUUGGAGCUAUCCUCUCCAUUGCAAGGAGGCAACUAUCUAGUGAAUGGGAGGCCACUCGGAUUGAGGCAUUGCAUUGGAUUGCAACCCUCUUAGCCAGACACCGUUCUGAGGUUUUAUCUUUCUUGGAUGACAUAUUUGACACCCUUCUUAGAGUGCUAUCAGAUCCUUCUGAUGAGGUAGUGCUCCUGGUACUUGAAGUCCAUGCAUGUAUAGCAAGAGAUGCGCCUCAUUUUCGACAUCUUGUUGUUUUCCUAGUGCACAACUUCCGGGUUGAUCACUCACUUCUUGAGAAGCGUGGUGCUUUAAUAAUCCGCCGUCUUUGUGUGCUUUUGGAUGCUGAACUGGUUUACCGGGAGCUCUCAACAAUCCUUGAGGGAGAAGCAGACUUGGAUUUUGCAUCUAUGAUGGUUCAGGCCCUGAAUUUGAUUUUACUUACAUCAUCUGAAUUAUCUGACCUGAGAGAUCUCCUAAAACAAUCUCUACUGAAUGCUGCUGGGAAGGACUUAUUUGUGUCCUUGUAUUCUUCCUGGUGCCAUUCACCAAUGGCAACAAUAAGUCUUUGCUUAGUAGCUCAGGCAUACCAGCAUGCAAGUUCUGUCAUUCAGUCUAUGGGGGAGGAAGAUAUCAAUGUCAAAUUCCUGGUCCAGCUUGACAAAUUGAUCCGCUUGCUGGAGACGCCAAUAUUUGCUUAUCUAAGAUUGCAGCUUCUUGAACCUGGAAGAUACAUAUGGUUGUUGAAAGCAUUGUAUGGUCUACUGAUGUUGCUACCCCAGCAAAGUUCAGCCUUCAAAAUAUUACGGACUCGACUGAGGACCGUACCUUCUUACUCCUUUGGUGGUGAUCAAUUCAAGCGAACAUCAUCAGGAAAUCCAUACCAGAGUUUACAUCAGAUACCAAGUGGAUCACAGAUCAUGGAGGAUGUUGACAGAAAGCAGGAUACAGGGAAUGCACAUAAUGGGAUUAACUUUGCUUCACGACUGCAACAGUUUGAGCACAUGCAGCGCCAACAUCGAAUGCACUCAAAAUCAGAGAUGCAGUCCCGGAAUUCCACUUCGUCUUCCUUAUCACAGGAGGGGCAAAGAUCAGAAGAAAACCGUAGACCUUCAUCAGUGCCAGAAAUGAACCGUCCUCCUUCAAGAUCAUCAUGGAGAGGCUCAGGACAGUCGCAAUAUUGAUUAUGUUGGUUUUUCUUGGCUCCGAUUAGGUUUCUAUUCCACCGAUCUCAGUGUUCCUGUGGAAUAUUAUUUAUCAGAUCCAAUUUUUUGCGAGCCAUGAGUGAGAUCUGGUGUAAUUGUAAAAUUGUAUAUCAUAGAGGUUUGUUGUGUUGUGUUUUUGGAGGGUUGGGGUGGGUGGGAAUUGGGGUUACUCGAGAUUGAGCUUUGGCUAUUGCCAAGCCUAUUCUUUUCCACUUGCAAACUGGGGCAUGCUCAUGUGGUUCUGUUAUUUUUUCAAUUGAAGACCAUGUGAGCAGCAAGGGAAAAUUCGAUAUUUAGGGUCUGCAGUUAACAGAAAUCUGAGAAAAAUAAGUCAUUCAAGGAAUUAUGUACAUUGUUGUCUUUUGCUAAUGUUCAUAAGUAAAUUAUCAUUAUUUUUUUGUUUGCUGAUCA
Messenger RNA from Telopea speciosissima, 2992 nucleotides. Its product is annotated as protein VAC14 homolog. The transcript has 19 exons. The record is from RefSeq and is a predicted model, not a curated record. Gene Ontology annotation, biological process: positive regulation of kinase activity; phosphatidylinositol biosynthetic process. Gene Ontology annotation, cellular component: endosome membrane; PAS complex. NCBI's taxonomy places the organism in Eukaryota, Viridiplantae, Streptophyta, Magnoliopsida, Proteales, Proteaceae. Bases 380 to 2560 code for a protein of 726 amino acids.